Molecule: messenger RNA, 2811 nt
Organism: Miscanthus lutarioriparius
Lineage: Eukaryota; Viridiplantae; Streptophyta; Magnoliopsida; Poales; Poaceae
Source: the annotation of a GenBank genome assembly
AUGGCACGGCCGUUCUCGUCGCUGGCGCACUCCUCGUAUCGCCGCAGGAUCGUCGAGUGCAAAGUGGCGGCUUACUCCUCGCGGCUCCCUUCCCGCGCUAGGCCGCCCGCACGCCCCCGUAUCGCUGCCAGCUCCAACAACACCCCAGCACUUGGAAUUGAUAGUAGCAUCAUUACCAUUCAGACUAUGACGCGGUGGGAGACCUUGAAUCACAUGGCCUACAAAUUUGGGAGCCUUGGCAAGUCUGAUGGAGAAUUGGCCUUGAAGAUACUGAGUUCUAUUGUGGAGCGAUCAGGUUUAGACCGAAUUACCUACAUUUACUGUAUGGCUGUUCCAAUUCUCAUCCAGGCUCAAAUGCAUUCGCAAGCAAUGUCAGUGUUGAAGCAUCUUGCUGUGACGGGCUUCUCCUGCACUGCUAUUUUUACCUCCCUGUUGUGGAUCCUUUCACGUUUUGAUUCCACCAAUCAUGUUGUUUUUGAACUCCUUGUCAAAGCAUAUGUCAAGGAAAGAAAAGUGCUAGACGCAGCUGUGGCAGUUCUCUUUAUGGAUGGUUGUGGCUUUAAGGCUUCACCUGUUUCUUGCAAUACCAUCCUUAAUGCUCUUGUGGAGGAAGGGGAAUCAAAGCAUGUUUGGUUGUUCUUGAGAGAGAGUUUGGCCCGUAAGUUUCCUUUGGAUGUUACCACUUGCAAUAUUCUUCUGAAUUCCCUAUGCACCAAUGGAGAAUUUAGAAAGGCUGAAGAUAUGCUUCAGAAGAUGAAGAGCUGUCGCCUAUCUAAUUCUGUCACUUAUAAUACAAUGCUACAUUGGAGAAUUGAUAAGGCCCUAAGUGUUCUGUACACUUUGAAGUUUAUGCAAAUUACUGAUGUCAUGCCAAGUGAACUGACUUAUAGUGCUUUGUUGAACGGUUACUGCAAAGUUUCCAUGUUGGGACCUGCUCUAGAUCUUAUGGAAGAUCUGAAAUCAAGAGGUAUAACCAUCAAUAAGACUAUGUGUACUAUUCUCAUUGAUGGUUUCUGUCAAGUGGGUGAGAUUUCCAAGGCUAAACAAAUUUUGAAGAGUAUGCUUGAGGAUGGAAUUGAUCCAGAUGUCGUCACUUAUUCAGCAUUGAUCAAUGGCAGGUUAUGUCAAGGAAGCACUAAAGCAUUUUGUGGACAUUUAUCGAAGGGGCUAGUUGCCAAUCCAGUUAUCCAUAAUGCAUUAUUACGUGCUUUCUAUAGAGAGGGAAUGAUUACAGAGGCUGAACACUUCAGACAAUACAUGUCUAGGAUGAAUAUAUCAUUCAAUUCUGUCUCCUUUAACUGCAUAAUUGAUUGUUAUUGCCACAGAGGUAACAUAGUUGAGGCAUUUUCAGUUUAUGAUGAUAUGGUUAGAUAUGGCCAUUCUCCAAAUGUUUGCACAUAUCAGAAUUUGCUUAGAGGAUUAUGUCAAGGGGGCCACUUGGUACAAGCAAAGCAGUUUAUGUUCUGUCUUCUUGACAUACCUUCUGCUAUUGAUGAGAAAACUUUCAAUGCACUACUUCUUGGGAUUUGCAAAUAUGGAACCCUUGAUGAAGCUUUGGAUCUAUGCGAGAAAAUGGUAAAAAACAACUGUUUACCUGAUAUCCAUACCUACACCAUUCUUCUCAGUGGUUUUUGCAGGAAAGGUAAGAUUUUGCCUGCGUUAGUCAUGUUGCAGAUGAUGUUGGAGAAAGUAGUAGUCCCUGAUACUGUUGCAUAUACCUGCUUGCUGAAUGGGUUGAUCAAUGAAGGCCAAGUGAAGGCUGCUUCUUAUGUUUUCCAGGAGAUCAUAUGCAAGGAAGGCCUGUAUGCAGAUUGUAUUGCCUAUAAUUCAUUGAUGAAUGGGUACCUCCAGGGUGGAAACGUGAAUACUAUAAAAAGGAUGAUGUCUGAUAUGUAUCAGAAUGAGGUUUAUCCAAACUCUGCUAGCUAUAACAUACUUAUGCAUGGGUAUGUCAAGAGGGGACAAUUUUCAAAGUCCUUAUAUCUGUACAAAUAUAUGGUGAGGAAAGGAAUCAGGCCAGACAAUGUUACAUAUCGCUUGCUCAUUCUUGGGCUUUCUGAGUGUGGGUUGAUUGACAUUGCAGUUAAGUUCUUGGAGAAGAUGGUCUUAGAAGGCAUUUUCCCUGAUAGGUUAGUUUUCGAUAUACUGAUUACAGCUUUCAGUGAGAAAUCCAAGAUGCAUAAUGCACUACAACUUUUCAAUUGUAUGAAGUGUUUACAUAUGUCACCCAGCAGUAAAACUUUUAGUGCCAUGAUAAAUGGAUUGAUCAGAAAACAUUACUUGGACCAGAGUCAUGAAGUUUUACAUGAGAUGUUACAAGUAGGGCUUCAACCAAACCAUACACACUAUAUUGCAUUGGUCAACGCAAAAUGUCGGGUUGGUGAGAUUGAUAGAGCGUUCAGGCUAAAAGAAGAAAUGAAAGCUAUUGGCAUUGUGCCUGCUGAAGUUGCUGAGAGCUCAAUUAUUAGAGGACUUUGUAGAUGUGGAAAACUUGAGGAGGCAGUCAUAGUUUUCAGUAGUAUGAUGCGUUCAGGAAUGGUACCAACUGUUGCUACUUUCACUACUCUAAUGCACAUUCUUUGCAAAGAAUCCAAGAUUGCUGAUGCUUUGCACUUGAAGAGGCUGAUGGAGUUGUGUAGAUUGAAGGUUGAUGUUGUCAGUUAUAAUGUUCUAAUUACUGGUUUAUGCAAAGACAAGCAUAUCUCUGAUGCACUAGAUCUUUAUGGAGAGAUGAAAUCUAAGGGUCUUUGGCCGAAUGUUACUACCUAUAUCACACUCACUGGAGCUAUGUAUUCAACAGGGAGAAUGUAG